UUGUUAAAUAUAGUAAGACCAGUUUCAUUGGACAUAAAACAGUAUUAACAUUUUAAAACAGACAGUCAGUUAAUAUAAUGUCCUACUACAAGAUCCAAUCUUUCAUGGACAAAUAAAUAGAUAUCUUCAGUAGGAGUGUGUGCAUUUUAGAAGAUACAGACUCAUCUUUGGUGUUCUCAGGAAAAGACAUCAGUUCGGGAACUGCAGGUGAGGAAAACCCUGCAGACAUAGAUCUAAUACCUCUGAAGAUGGCAGCAGAUGGUAUAAUUCUAAGGCCUACAAAGGAAAUUGAACACCUGUAGGUAUAUGGCAGUGAAUAAUGGUCAACCAACAGGAAUCCUUGCUUCCGAGCCAUGCACCCUGUCUCCAGAAACAAAUAUUCUGUCCUCAGAGACAAGUGUACCAUCCUCCAAGUCAAACAUCCAGCCUUCACGGUCAAGUGCCCAAGCCUCUGAGUUAUACCUUCUGCCAUCAGAAAAUCGUGUCCUGCCCUCAGGGUCAAACACCCUACCCUGAUGGAAAAGAUGAAAUAAAGGUUAACGAGAGUACAUAUCACCAAAAGAAAGUCUUGCCAUUGAUUGGAAUUGAUGUAGAUACAUCAUAUGACAAAGAUUCUUUCUCACACUGUGUUAAGGUGGAUACUUUCAAACUCUCUCAGUACAAAAGUAGUUCUCAUCUGGCAGUAACGUGUAGUGAACUAAGUGAUAGUGAUGAUUCGUGUAGUGUUGGGUACUCUACCACAGAAUGUACUUCGUAUACUGUCGAGACUUCCACCACAGAGGGUGCUUCGCAUAGCAUCGCACACUCAACCACAAAAUGUGCUUCACACAGCAUUGUGUAUUCGACCACAGAGUGUUCUUCAUAUAGUGUUGAGUACUCUGCUUCAGAGUGUGCUUCACAUACCAGAAAGAACUUGGCCAUAAAGGGAGCUUCACAUACCAGAAAGAAUUCAGCUGCAGAGGGUGCUUCACAUACCAGAAAGAAUUCAGCUGCAGAGGGUGCUUCACAUACCAGAAAGAAUUCAGCUGCAGAGGGUGCUUCACAUACCAGAAAGAAUUCAGCUGCAGAGGGUGCUUCACAUACCAUUAAGAAUUCAGCUGCAGAGGGUGCUUCAUAUGCUAGAAAGAAUUCAGCUGCAGAGGGUGCUUCACAUACCAUCAAAACUUUAGCUGCAGAGGGUGCUUCACAUAUUAGAAAGAAUUCAGCUGCAGAGGGUGCUUCACAUACCAUCAAGAAUUUAGCUGCAGAGGGUGCUUUACAUAUCAGAAAGAAUUCAGCUGCAGAGGGUGCUUCACAUAUUAGAAAGAAUUCAGCUGCAGAGGGUGCUUUACAUACCAGAAAGAAUUCAGCUGCAGAGGGUGCUUUACAUAUCAGAAAGAACUUGGCCAAAAGGUGUUGUUCUCUUGGCAUUAAGUACUCGACUACAGAAAGUGCUUCAUAUAAUGUUGGGUACUCAACUGCAAAGUGUGCUUCACAUGUCAAAUUCUCAGAUGAAGAGUGUGCUUCACAUGGUGUUGGAUACUCAGUCACCGAGAGUGCUUCAUAUAGUGCUGAGUACUCAACAUCGGAGUGUGCUUCACAUGGCGUCGAAUACUCAGUCACAGGGAGUGCUUCAUAUAAUGUUGAAUACUCAGCCUCAGAGUGUGCUUCACAUGGCGUCGAAUACUCAACCACGGAGUGUGCUUCACAUAGUGUUGAGUACUUUCACUCGGAGUUGAAUGCAGUUUCUGCAGCCCCAGCUAUCAAACCAGGCAGUAGGUGUAAGAAAGUAUGCUUUCCAUGGAACAAGACAGCUUCCAAACCACGACCACUAAAGAAACUUUUUAAAAUGUUCUGUCUGCCGACAACUGGUUACAGUAAUGCAGUAACAUGUUUGCAUAAUAAAAAGCCCCCGAACAUACUUGUAACAGAGUCCGACAAAUGUCAACCAAGGGUAGCAUCUUGCUCUUACAGUUAUGUAGAACUAGGACAUGUAUCUGUUUCAAACACUCUUAAGAAGGAGGAUCCUGAGGAAAGUACCAAUUCAAAAUCUGUUUGUGAAGAAAUAUACACCACACCAUCACAAAGGUAUCAAGAGCCAGACAACAGAGGACAUACUGUUUUAGGCAUUUCAAGUCAUGAGAGCAUAGAAAAUAAUAAAUGUGAUGGAAAAAAAAAAAUUGCCUACUCACUUAGUAUCGGAGAAAUAGUCUGCACUACCUCGAGUACCAUUUUGCACAAACAGUCGACCAUGGAAGAUAAUCUGACUACAAGUCGAGUAGCAUUGCAAGAUAAACACCUUGUAACAUUGUCUGAACAAAAGUUGCAGCGUCAGAAGAAAACUACCCCUACUAAUCGAGCACGGCUAGAGUCAGACUACAGGAAAGAAGAGGUAGAGUUUGCGCACACGCCAUCCCUUCUAAACACUGGAACCAACACCUGCAAGAUGUCAGAAGCUGAGAAAUUCAAUACUGAUCUGUUCGAGUCAGACACAGAGAUGACUGACCAGGGUGUUCUAGAUCAUCUGGAAAUAGAACUGGAGCAGACGAGAUCCAUUACGAUAACUGAAUCUAUGACACGAAAUAUGGCAGAUGAUGCAAAUGGGGCUCUCUAUUCUAAAGUUGAUAAGCUCCAAAAGGAAACGUUGAGGCGUGAAAAGCUGAUUCUUGAGUUGGAGUCUAAACUCCGGCUGUUAGGCUCUCAGGUGAAGACUCAAACUGACUGCACACAGCUUGAAGAGUUUCAGAUGCUACCCAGUACCAGUACUUAUGAAAAAAACGUCAUCCAUGCCACAGAAGAGAGGACAAAAAUACUCCAAAAUAAGUGUAAGCCAACAUGCAAAGACCGAGAACGGCUAGAGAUGUUGCAGGCCGAGAACAAAUCAGUGAAAGAGUUUCUGGUGAAGACCAGGUGUCUGCUCACAGCCGAAACUAAUACGCGACUGAUCUCAAGUUAA
Messenger RNA from Gigantopelta aegis, 2935 nucleotides. RefSeq lists its product as uncharacterized. NCBI's taxonomy places the organism in Eukaryota, Metazoa, Mollusca, Gastropoda, Neomphalida, Peltospiridae. Bases 320 to 2935 code for a protein of 871 amino acids. The transcript has 6 exons. The record is from RefSeq and is a predicted model, not a curated record.